AUGAUGUCGAAAGUAAAGAGAGUAUUUGGUGCUGCCACUUUUAACAAAAAUGGACCUGGAGGAUUUAAAACAAGAGAAGAAGUAUCCGAAGUUCUUGGUUUUCUUAAGGCAGAUGGAAUCGACGAACUAGAUACAGCAAGAAGAUAUGGAGAUGGAACUAGCGAAGAAUUAAUUGGCGAAACACCAGAUUUCGAAGGAUUUACAGUUGCCACGAAAGCAAGUCCGUAUGUGAACAAAUUGACGAAAGAAAAUACAAUUACACAAUGCGAGACAAGUUUAAAAGCAUUGAAACGAUCUUCGGUUGACAUCUUUUAUAUUCAUGUACCAGAUCGUUCGACUCCGUUUGAAGAGACAGCCGAAGCAAUACAUGAACUUUACCAACGCGGAUGUUUUAAAAGAUUCGGCCUAUCAAAUUUUACUGCUGAAGAAGUCCAACGAAUGUACGACAUUUGCAAACAGAACAAUUAUGUCCUUCCAUCAGUGUAUCAAGGAAAUUACAAUUUGAUGACGCGAAAGAAUGAACAAGAAUUAUUUCCAUUAUUGAGAAAAUUAGGAAUGAAAUUUUAUGCGUUUUCACCGCUUGCUGGAGGCUUCUUGAUUAAAACACCAGACCAAAUUAAAAAUGCUCAGGCUAAUUCUCGAUUUGAUGUUUCUACUCGCUAUGGUCAAAUGUAUUCCAAUUUGUAUUGCAAAGACACUCUUUUCUUAGCUUUAGAAAAAUUCCAAAAUAGUUGCAAGGAGUUCAAUAUCAAACCUUCUGAAGCUUGUUUUUCCUGGCUUCGAAAUCAUUCGGCAUUGGAAGAAGGAGAUGCAAUCAUUUUGGGCGCAUCCAACAUACAACAACUUCAAGAUAAUCUGAGCGAUUCCAAAGCAGCUCCAUUGAAUGCGGAUAUGAUUCAAAUAUUGAAUGAUUUGUGGAACAUAGUCAAAGACGAAGCUCCGGCAUAUCAUAUCUAA
Molecule: messenger RNA, 957 nt
Organism: Adineta ricciae
Lineage: Eukaryota; Metazoa; Rotifera; Eurotatoria; Adinetida; Adinetidae
Source: the annotation of a GenBank genome assembly